Molecule: messenger RNA, 1230 nt
Organism: Chaetomium fimeti
Lineage: Eukaryota; Fungi; Ascomycota; Sordariomycetes; Sordariales; Chaetomiaceae
Exons: 4
Coding region: 1-1230 (409 amino acids)
Biological process (GO): regulation of DNA-templated transcription
Cellular component (GO): RNA polymerase II transcription regulator complex
Molecular function (GO): transcription cis-regulatory region binding; DNA-binding transcription activator activity, RNA polymerase II-specific
Source: RefSeq, a predicted model, not a curated record
AUGUCCGUCGACAAAAAAGAUCCGUCCAAGGAGGAUAGCGAAGAAUCAAUGGGGUCAAGCCCAGAGGGAGAGGCCCCCGCUGCGCCUCCGCAGCAACAGGCUGAAAAUCAACAACCGAAACGAAAAGGGGGUCGCAAGCCGAUCUACGCGACGUCUGAGGAGAGGAAGCAAAGAAACCGCCAAGCACAAGCGGCCUUUCGUGAGCGCCGGACCGAGUACAUCAAACAACUCGAGGAGGCGAUCCGAACCCAUGAGCAAAACCUAGCCAACCUCCAAGCUGCUCACCGGCAUGCCGCCGAUGAGUGUCUCAUGCUGCGUUACAAGAACUCGUUGUUAGAACGCGUCCUCUUGGAGAAAGGCAUCGAUGUACAGGCUGAGCUUCGUGCAAAAACUGGCAGCCCAAAUCUUGGCCCGACUCAUGUACCCCAAAACCUGGUGCAGCCACCGCCGAUUCAGCGGGCCAUUCUAAACAGACAUCACGCUCGGCGAUCGACUUCGGGUAUUGCGCCGAAACUCGAGCCUGGGAUUCCCGUCUCUCCGCUACCACCACCGAUGCACUCCCACCAGUCGGCCAUGUCCCCCAAGAACCAACAUACCCCGUCGUCUCAUUCGGCCUCCCCGACCGGAACGGCGGCUUUCGGUUCCCAGCAUGCCGCGUCUCCCGCUGCAUCUGAGCACUUGAACGGUCAAGGUCGGCCGUCGAUGCCACCUGUGGCGGGGAUGAAAGCAACACCGCCUCACUUGGCACCUCUUCAUGGCCUACCAGGGCAUCGACAGGUGCAAAUCCCCGGUCUCCCGCCGGGGACUAAUCACGUCCGGGGUGUCAGUGUCACCGGGACGGCGGCUCCGUUCUACCCGACGCCUUCAUUUCAAAACCACAUUGAGCAGCUCGGCAAGUUGUCUCAACAGGAAUACGAUGCUGCUGCCGACAUGAUGGACGACGGUGGCGAGGCCCCGGAUACACCAAGCGGGCCUGGCCCUUAUCCCGGUCCAUCUUAUGCCGGCGAGCCACAACCAAUGUCCCUCUCGUCCCCAGUUACGACCGGACCGCCUGGAAGUCAGCCCAUCGCCGGACAGUCACCGAUUGAAAAUGCCACUCAUACGCAACAUCCAACUUACCCCUCGAUGACACAACUACUGGAUCCGGGUUACGACUUCGACCCCUUUGGGCUAAGCGCGAGCAUGGCCUUUCCCACACAAUUCUCGUUCGAUACCAGCAACAUGCGGUAA